AUGGUUCUCCUGAAGAACCUCCAGCCUCCCACCGGGGGAGUCCGGCUCCAACAGGCCGACACCGCGGCGGUGCUGGACGGACAGAGGCUCGGCUGCGGGACGCUCUACGUCACUGAAGCGCGUCUGUCGUGGUUCGAUGGUUCAGGGAUGGGUUUCUCUCUGGAGUAUCCCACCAUCGGCCUUCACGCCAUCUCCAGAGACGUCAGCGCUUUCCCACAGGAGCAUCUGUACGUCAUGGUCAACGGCAAACUCAGCGGUGAGAAUGAGGCAGAAAUGGCAGAGAAACCCGCUGAUGAUGACGAAGAAGAAGAUGGCGUCAGCAGCAGCAGCGGUGAUGAUGGCGAAGAAGGACCAAUCACAGAGAUCCGAUUUGUGCCCAGCGACAAGGCGGCAUUGGAGUCCAUGUUCUCAGCGAUGUGCGAGUGCCAGGCGCUGCACCCCGACCCAGAAGACGACGACUCCGACAACGACUUCGAAGGAGAAGAGUACGACGUGGAGGAGGCCGAGGCAGAGCAUGGCCAUGCAGACAUCCCGAGCUUCUACACCUGUGACGAGGGUCUGUCAGCGCUCACGCAGGAGGGCCAGGCCACGCUGGAGAGGCUGGAGGGAAUGUUGGCCCAGAGUGUUUCUCAGCAGUACCACAUGGCCGGAGUCCGGACUGAGGAGAGCAAAGCUGAAUUUGAAGAUGGUAUGGAGGUGGAUGCAGCAGCGAUGGAGGCCGGUCAGUUUGAGGAUGCAGACGUUGAGCACUGAUGGAGUUCAUCUCAGCAACCAAUCAAAGCACUGGAGUUGCAUCAUGGGAUUGGAGGGGAGGACAGUGGCCGUUCUUUCAGCUCUAUCAUCUCUUGUACUUUCUCCACGUUCUUGAUGUCAAACUUACUUUUCCCUUGUACUUGAAGACAUCCCAGUAGUUUUCUCUUUACCUUGAUAGAGCUCGUUGUGUUUUCUGUUUAACCUCCAUCUGAACAAUGUGUUGUUCUGCACUUCUGUGAAACAGCCAAGUCAACAACAGGAGACUUCUCGAGAUGCAGCUUCAAACUCUCACAUCCUGUUGUUAACUGCUAAGAAAUACCAGUUUGUGUUUGUUUUGUCCUAAAGACAAAUGUAAUAUCAGAUUUUCCUGCUCAGGAAAGUUCAUGUCUUUGUAUCAAAUGUCAAUAAAUGCUUAGUUUUUGUAGGAA
This is a messenger RNA of Paralichthys olivaceus (Japanese flounder), 1181 nucleotides long. The record is from RefSeq and is a predicted model, not a curated record. Lineage: Eukaryota; Metazoa; Chordata; Actinopteri; Pleuronectiformes; Paralichthyidae.